AUGUCCCUUGAUUUGUCAUUACGAGAUAGACAGAUCUCUGUCUUGCAGAAGAUGCUUCAUUUGAAUAAAGAAGGAUCGGCUGAUUUAACAUUGGCUUCCAAAUCGGAAGAAAUAAUCUGGAAAGUGUUGGUUUUAGAUACAAAAUCAAGAGCCAUUUUAUCAUCUGUAUUAAGAGUCAAUGAUUUAUUAAAAUGUGGGAUAACUGUUCAUGCAUUGAUCACUUCUAAUAGAGCAAGUUUACCUGAUGUUCCAGUUAUUUACUUUAUUGAACCAACUAUUGAGAAUAUUUUAGUGGUUAUUGAUGAUUUAAAUCAAGAUAAAUAUGAUAGUUUCUAUAUUAAUUUUACAUCACUGAUAAACCGUGAAUUAUUGGAGGAAUUUGCCAAAAAGGUAUCAAUUUCUGGAAAAUCACAAAAGAUUAAACAAGUUUUUGAUCAAUAUUUAGACUAUAUUGUCACUGAACCCAACUUGUUUUCAUUGAAUUUACCACAAAUUUUCACUCAAUUCAACAGCUCCAAUACUUCAGAAGAUAAGAUCCAUGGUCUUGUUGAUGUUAUUGCAAAUGGAUUGUUAUCAACAAUUAUUUCAAUGGAUAUUGUUCCAGUUAUACGAGCACAACAAAAUGGUCCAGCAGAAUUUGUUGCUCAACAAUUGGACUUGAAGUUAAGAGAAUAUCUCAGCAAUACAAGAGGAAGUACCACCGCCACAUCGUCGAUUCAACAACGUCCAGUUUUGAUCUUGUUGGAUAGAAACUUUGAUUUGACAUCAAUGUUUUCUCAUUCCUGGAUUUAUCAAUGUAUGGUAAGUGAUGUUUUCCAAUUGCAAAGAAAUACCAUCAAACUUGUCAAAUACGAUGGUGAACAAAGUACAAUCAAGAAUUAUGAUGUUGAUCCUAAAGAUUUCUUUUGGAACAAAUACUCUCAAUUACCAUUCCCAGAUGUAGUUGAAAAUGCCGAUGCUGAAUUGAAUGCUUACAAGAAUGAUGCUAAAGAAGUCACCAACAAGACUGGUAUUAGUUCAUUGGAUGAUAUUGAUCCAAAUGCUAAUGCUACUGCAAACAUCCAACAAGCAGUAGAAAAAUUACCUGAAUUGACAGCAAGAAAGGCCACUUUGGAUAUGCAUAUGGAUAUUUUGUCAUCGUUGAUCAAUGAAUUACAAGCCAAGAACUUGGAUAAAUAUUUUGAAAUUGAACAAAAUGCCAUGGAUCCAAAGGUUUUGAAUGAAUUUUUGGAAUUGUUGGUUGUUGAAUCGGAGAGAGACAAUUCAGAAGAUAAAUUAAGAACUUUUGUUAUAUUAACAUUAUUGGUAGAUUUGACUCCAGAAUAUAUCUCCAAGGUUAAAUCAAUCUUCCAACUGAAAUAUCCCCAAGUUGAUUUGUCUAGUUUUGAUUAUAUCGUAAAAUUCAAAGAAAACUCCAAGUUAGCCAAUUUGUCUUCAUUAAAUGGUACUAGUAAUAAUUUUACCAACCAAGCCUCACAAAUGAAUUCUACUGCCUUGUUGAGUGGUUUAUCUUCUAAACUUUAUGGAUUAACAGAAGGUAAAAUCUCAGAAGGUUUGACUUCAAUUGCGACAAAAAUCAAGAACUUCAUUCCAGAAAAGAAAUUGUUACCUAUAACAACCAUUGUUGAAGCUAUAAUGGAUCCAACUAAUGCAUCACAACAAAGUGUACAAUUAACAGAUGAAUAUUUGUUUCUUGAUCCCAAGUCUAGAGGUGGCCAUUCUAAACCACCAAAGAGACAAUCAUACCAAGAAUCAUUGGUGUUUAUUGUAGGUGGUGGUAAUUAUUUGGAAUACCAAAACUUGGAACAAUGGGCUAGUGAUCCAAAUAAAGUUGCCAAAAAAGUCAUAUAUGGAAGUACUGACAUUAUUUCGGCAACUGACUUUUUACAAGAAUGUAGUAUUUUAGGUAAAUGA
This is a messenger RNA of Candida tropicalis MYA-3404, 1914 nucleotides long. RefSeq names its product syntaxin-binding protein. Gene Ontology annotation, cellular component: Golgi membrane; cytosol. The record is from RefSeq and is a predicted model, not a curated record. Gene Ontology annotation, biological process: endoplasmic reticulum to Golgi vesicle-mediated transport; intracellular protein transport. The transcript has a single exon. Lineage: Eukaryota; Fungi; Ascomycota; Pichiomycetes; Serinales; Debaryomycetaceae. Gene Ontology annotation, molecular function: syntaxin binding. Bases 1 to 1914 code for a protein of 637 amino acids.